Gopherus flavomarginatus (Mexican gopher tortoise) is the source of this 1103-nucleotide messenger RNA. RefSeq names its product histone H4. NCBI's taxonomy places the organism in Eukaryota, Metazoa, Chordata, Testudines, Testudinidae. Gene Ontology annotation, biological process: nucleosome assembly. Gene Ontology annotation, molecular function: protein heterodimerization activity; structural constituent of chromatin; DNA binding. Gene Ontology annotation, cellular component: nucleosome. The transcript is spliced from 2 exons. Bases 444 to 1028 code for a protein of 194 amino acids. The record is from RefSeq and is a predicted model, not a curated record.
ACCCCUCUGAUUCUGGGAAACCUUCCCAGGAGAGUGCAUCAGCCAUUUUGUUAAAGGCUCCUGAUAUGUGUUGUAUGUCAAAAUCAAAGUCCUGAAGAGCUAAACUCCACUGAAGAAGUUUUUUUGUUACUUUCUUAGACCGAGUGAAGCCACUUCGGUGCAGCAUGGUCAGUCUGCAGAUGGAACCACCUGUAGUGUGGUACAAAUUGUCGGUAAUACCUGGUCAAGCCCAAGAAGUAUUGGAUCUGCUUUUUUGCCUUAGGAUAUGCCAAUUUUGGAUAGCAUUUACUUUAGCCUGUAAGGGGUUGAUAGUUCCUUGCCCACCUGGUGUCCAAGGUACAUUACUCUGUUUAGGCCUUAAUGACAUUUCUUGUCCUUAAUGGUUAAUCCUGCCUCCCUUAUGCUCUUGAAGACAGCUCGGAGGUGUUUCAGGUGUUCCGCCCAUGAAUCUGAGAAUAUGGCCACAUUGUCAAGUGACCUUGAGUUCUCAGCUGCCCGUGUUAACAGCAGCUGAAAGACUGCAAAACCUGCAGAAGAAGCAGCGGAAAAGCAAAAAUGACCUGCUGCAAACAGUUAUGGAUCACUCUGCCAGAGAGAAUAAAAAACUGCAGGACUGGAGGGAAAGGGAAAGCAGGAUCCGCCAGAGAAAUGCAGUGGCCAGGAAGAAAAGCACAAAGCAGCUGAUAAGCAUCCUGGCGUGCCAAGAGGAUUCUAUCCAGGUGCUCGUAGCCAUGCAGGCAGAGCACUACCGCACCACCUCCCACCCCAAAGCUCUUUCCCUUGUGCCCCAAUGUCAGCUCAAAACCCCCUUCCCCAGCAUCCAAGUUCUUACCACCACCAGCUGCCUCCAACACCUGUACGUUCACCAACCAGCCCUGAGAACUAUGACCCUUACCCUCUGCACUCAACCCCCAUCUCCAUGCAGUAUUUUCACCCUGAAGUGCAGCAGUCAUUGCACAGCACUCCAGACAGGACGUAUUCAAACCUGUGACUAUACUGUUCCCCACCACACACCCCUGCCCUUUUAAGUUCCCAAAAUGUUGUGUGUCUGUCAAUAAAGUUAUUUUCUUUUCAAUAAAUGAAUUCUUGGCUUUGAAAACAGU